Molecule: messenger RNA, 1399 nt
Organism: Vanessa atalanta (red admiral)
Lineage: Eukaryota; Metazoa; Arthropoda; Insecta; Lepidoptera; Nymphalidae
Product: D-erythronate dehydrogenase-like
Exons: 1
Coding region: 144-1103 (319 amino acids)
Source: RefSeq, a predicted model, not a curated record
UAUAAUCGCCAGGCAAAACUAUUAUUUUAUAACGAUAUAAACUCACGAAUAAUAAUAAUAAGUCACUGAAUUAGUUAACAACUCACUCAGAAACUAGUUGUAUUUUGCACUAUUCUUUUUAAUCAAGAGUCACCGUCACCAAAAUGAACGUUGUUAUUACCGGUGCAGCAGGAUUUUUAGGAUCGCGAUUAGCAAAUGCUUUGCUAGCAGAUAAUUCAAAGAUAUCUGUUGCGCGACUUGUUUUAAUAGAUUUAAUACAGCCCUCCCCAUAUAACGAUCCACGAGUUACAACACUAUCAGUUAAUCUAGCUGACCCUUCCGCAGUUGAUCUAAUCAUUCAACCCGAUUGUCAUAUAUUAUUCCAUUUAGCUGCAGUAUUAAGUGGUCAAGCUGAAGUUGAUCUCGACCUAGGUCUUCGUGUUAACUUCGAUGCAACUCGAGCCUUAGUCGAAACGGCAAGACGUCGGGCCCCUAAUCUUCGAUUUGUGUAUACAAGUACAAUUGGAGUAUUUGGAGGUAACCUUCCAUCUGUUAUUAGUGAUCUAACCGCAGUCACUCCCGAAAAUUCUUAUGGCUCCCAGAAGGCUAUGUGUGAACUACUUCUAAACGAUUACGCUCGCCGUGGUUACGUUGAUUCACGAAUAGUAAGACUGCCUACAGUGAGCGUUAGGGCUGGUACCGCGAACAGAGCAGUAACAUCGUUUGCUAGUGGAAUAAUACGCGAACCGCUAAAUGGGAAAGUGAGUAUUUGCCCGGUUGGAACAGCGCAAAAAUUAUACCUAACAAGUCCACAUACAGUAGUGCAAAAUAUAAUACACGCGGCCACGAUUCCGGCAGACGCUCUGGGUUCAUGGCGGGUAGUUAAUUUACCUGGCAUUUGCGUGUCGGUUGGAGAAAUGAUUGAAGCGUUGCGGGAAGUAGCAGGUGAUCAAGCAGCAUCGUUAGUGCAGUUUGAGCAAGAUGAAAUGAUUGAACGUAUGGUUGCAAGCUUUCCGAGCCAAUGUGAUUACUCCCGUGCUACGAGUCUUGGUUUUGCAGUUGAUAAACAUUUUAUUGAUAUUAUUCGUUAUUACAUUCAGGAUGACUUAAAUGCUUCAAAUUAAUGUGUUUUUGAUUUAAAUUGUAUUAGAUUUUGAAUUAAUAAUAAAACAUAAUUAAAUUAAUUAAAAAGUUUUGUGAUUUUAGUAUAAGAAAUCAAUGAAGUCGUCACAGAUAUUUAAAAAUGAACAGUAAAAAGAUAAAUUAAGGUAAGCAAAAAAAUAUUCUUAAAUUAUAUAAAAUGAAAGCUGACAACACUAAAAUUAUUCAUUUAAAGCCCGCGACUCAGGCAAGAUUUAAUUUUGUGAUAAUUAUUUUUAUAUUGGAAGAGUAGCAACAACUUUAAAGUUGUAAUCUAAAC